Bactrocera neohumeralis is the source of this 3003-nucleotide messenger RNA. RefSeq names its product serine-rich adhesin for platelets-like. The record is from RefSeq and is a predicted model, not a curated record. Lineage: Eukaryota; Metazoa; Arthropoda; Insecta; Diptera; Tephritidae.
UUUAUAAAAACAAAGAUGCUAAAACAUAUAUUCAUGCUUUGCCUUUUGAUCGUUCUUGGAAACGAUAUGCCAAUAAACAAAACCGUUGUUUUACAUAGUGGCUUUGGGGCCCUUAAGUUUAUUAUACAAUUUCGCACUAUUUGCAAAAACAAAAGCAACAUAACUACCGAGGCGACCACCACUGACCAGAUCACAACCUCAACUACUCCUUAUCCUAUAUAUAAUACUCCUCUAUGGAGUACAAUUUCGGAAGAACCGUUCAAUAUUUAUGAUGAGCCAAAACCCGAAAGUGGCUCAUUGAUUCUAGAUAAUAAGAGCACGACUGGUCUUCUAUAUUUAACAACACCCAGUCCAAUCACCGAAAGCGACAGGGCAACAUCAAUUACUACUGCGGAAUCACCCGUAACGCUCAAACUAAUAACCACAAAAAGUCAACAAUCGUCAUUAACAAUUGAAAAAGGCACAACAGUCGACGAAUCCUAUAGCUCUUCAGAUGGUAUAAUAUUCCCAUCAACUGAAGAAAGCACAAGAGCCGACGAAGCUUCCGGCACUUCAGAUGCUACAACAUCCCUAUCAACUGAAGGAAGCACAACAGUCGACGGAUCUUCAAGCACUUCAGAUGUUACAACACCGUCAUCAUCAACUGAAGAGAGCACAACAGUCGACGAAUCUUCUAGCACUUCAGAUUCUAGCACUUCAGAUGUUACAACACCAUCAUCAUCAACUGAAGAGAGCACAACAGUCGACGAAUCUUCUAGCACUUCAGCUGUUACAACGCCGUCAUCAUCAACUGAAGAAACCACAACAGUCGACGAAGCUUCCAGCACUUCAGACGCUACAACAUCCCUAUCUACUGAAGGAAGCACAACAGUCGACGGAUCUUCCAGCACUUCAGAUGCUACAACAACUGAAGAGAGCACAACAGUCGACGAAUCUUCUAGCACUUCAGCUGUUACAACACCGUCAUCAUCAACUGAAGAGACCACAACAGUCGACGAAGCUUCCAGCACUUCAGACGCUACAACAUCCCUAUCUACUGAAGGAAGCACAACAGUCGACGGAUCUUCCAGCACUUCAGCUGUUACAACACCGUCAUCAUCAACUAAAGAGAGCACAACAGUCGACGGAUCUUCCAGCACUUCAGAUGUUACAACAUCCCUUUCUACUGAAGAGAGCACAACAGUCGACGAAUCUUCUAGCACUUCAGAUGGUACAACACCGUCAUCAUCAACUGAAGAGAGCACAACAGUCGACGAAUCUUCUAGCACUUCAGCUGUUACAACACCGUCAUCAUCAACUGAAGAGACCACAACAAGCACAACAGUCGACGAAUCUUCUAGCACUUCAGAUGUUACAACACCAUCAUCAUCAACUGAAGAGAGCACAACAGUCGACGAAUCUUCCAGCACUUCAGAUGUUACAACACCAUCAUCAUCAACUGAAGAGAGCACAACAGUCGACGAAUCUUCUAGCACUUCAGCUGUUACAACACCGUCAUCAUCAACUGAAGAGACCACAACAGUCGACGAAGCUUCUAGCACUUCAGCUGUUACAACACCGUCAUCAUCAACUGAAGAGACCACAACAGUCGACGAAGCUUCCAGCCCUUCAGACGCUACAACAGCCCUAUCUACUGAAGGAAGCACAACAGUCGACGGAUCUUCCAGCACUUCAGAUGCUACAACACCAUCAUCAUCAACUGAAGAGAGCACAACAGUCGACGAAUCUUCUAGCACUUCAGCUGUUACAACACCGUCAUCAUCAACUGAAGAGACCACAACAGUCGACGAAUCUUCCAGCACUUCAGAUGCUACAACAUCCCUAUCUACUGAAGAAAGCACAACAGUCGACGGAUCUUCCAGCACUUCAGAUGCUACAACAUCCCUUUCUACUGAAGAGAGCACAACAGUCGACGAAUCUUCUAGCACUUCAGAUGUUACAACACCAUCAUCAUCAACUGAAGAGAGCACAACAGUCGACGAAUCUUCUAGCACUUCAGAUGUUACAACACCAUCAUCAUCAACUGAAGAGAGCACAACAGUCGACGAAUCUUCUAGCACUUCAGCUGUUACAACACCGUCAUCAUCAACUGAAGAGACCACAACAGUCGACGAAGCUUCCAGCACUUCAGACGCUACAACAUCCCUAUCUACUGAAGGAAGCACAACAGUCGACGGAUCUUCCAGCACUUCAGAUGCUACAACAUCCCUUUCUACUGAAGAGAGCACAACAGUCGACGAAUCUUCUAGCACUUCAGAUGUUACAACACCAUCAUCAUCAACUGAAGAGAGCACAACAGUCGACGAAUCUUCUAGCACUUCAGCUGUUACAACACCGUCAUCAUCAACUGAAGAGAGCACAACAGUCGACGAAUCUUCCAGCACUUCAGAUGCUACAACACCGUCAUCAUCAACUGAAGAGAGCACAACAGUCGACGAAUCUUCCAGCACUUCAGAUGCUACAACACCAUCAUCAUUAACUGAAGAGAGCACAACAGUCGACGGAUCUUCUAGCACUUCAGAUGUUACAACACCAUCAUCAUUAACUGAAGAGAGCACAACAGUCGACGAUUCUUCUAGCAUUUCAGAUGUUACAACACCAUCAUCAUCAACUGAAGAGAGCACAACAGUCGACGAAUCUUCUAGCACUUCAGCUGUUACAACACCAUCAUCAUCAACUGAAGAGAGCACAACAGUCGACGAAUCUUCUAGCACUUCAGAUGUUACAACACCAUCAUCAUCAACUGAAGAGAGCACAACAGUCGACGGAUCUUCUAGCACUUCAGAUGUUACAACUCCAUCAUCAUCAACUGAAGAGAGCACAACAGUCGACGGAUCUUCCAGCACUUCAGAUGCUACAACAUCCCUUUCUACUGAAGAGAGCACAACAGUCGACGAAUCUUCUAGCACUUCAGAUGUUACAACACCGUCAUCAUCAACUGAAGAGAGCACAACAGUCGACGAUAUAAAUCUGUGUUGCACGGCACAGAUUGUGAUAUAUUAG